Messenger RNA from Thrips palmi, 2371 nucleotides. RefSeq names its product dnaJ homolog subfamily C member 22 (gene wus). Bases 178 to 1272 code for a protein of 364 amino acids. Gene Ontology annotation, cellular component: early endosome; plasma membrane. The transcript is spliced from 5 exons. The record is from RefSeq and is a predicted model, not a curated record. NCBI's taxonomy places the organism in Eukaryota, Metazoa, Arthropoda, Insecta, Thysanoptera, Thripidae. Gene Ontology annotation, biological process: endocytosis.
AGCCAAACACUUGUCGUCGUGUCCUGUUUUCCCCGUUUUUGUCAAGUUCUACUGUCAAGUGGCUAAACUUCUGAACUCUUUAUCGAGAGAUUACGGCCGAGGAACUGGGACUUGCAGCUUUGGUUCUCGGCUUGAUGUCUGGCGUGUUCCCUGCCUUUAUCAUUCAGAAUUGUUAAAAUGGGAGACAAAAGUACUCUCUUAACCUACUUACUUUGGCUUGUUGGAGGAGUCUUUGGCCUGCACCACUUCUAUCUAGGCAGGGAUUCGCAGGCCUUUCUAUGGUGGAGCACCCUUGGAGGCUAUAUUGGUUGUGGCUGGCUCCGAGAUUUGUUUUACAUUCCGACCUAUGUAGCUGAUGCUAAUGGGGAGAGAGCUUUCAUUGAGAAGCUAGUCGCUGCAGUCAGGACCCAUAAUAAGCCACCAUUUUCAACCACCCGCUUCUGUGGUAUGGUUAUUGUCGGCUACCUGUGGGCAUCUGUGCUGAUGUUGGCUGUCCCAGAAGAUGAAGUCGCUGGUAUUAAUUGGAGAUUCCUGUUGUUCCUAGGCCCAUUGGCCUGUGCUCUAGGUGUUUGGACAGUUGGAAACAUUGGCCAUGAAGAGGGUUCAAUUUGGUGGCCAUUAAUAGCAGCAUACAUCACAUCCCCUUUGUAUUUCUACUUCCACAUCUACAUCUCAUUUUUAGAUGAUUCAACAGCUUUCACUUUGAUGGUCUUCUGCUCUGCAUGGGCUUUUGAUUCUAAGGCUAAGCAGUGGAGACGUACUCCUAAAAAGAAGAAAUCUCUUGCAAGGAGAAUUACCACACUAGGGCUGUGUGCACUGUUGUAUACAUCACUCUGGACUUCCUAUCUUUAUUUCAACGCAAAGCUGGUUGACGCUGAGGGUGAAGAAAUCCCUGUCCAUAAGGCAGUACACCAUUUUCUGACUUCACCAUGGUGGCUUGAUCUCAAACAGUCCCUUCAUGACACCUGGACAUUUGCUCAAGCUCAUGGAUGGAGUGAAACAUGGAAGCAAAUAGUGGAGCUGAGUGAUCCACACGGAGAACAAAAUGCAUACAAGGUUUUGGGUGUGUCUGCAAUUUCAACCCAAUCAGAAAUCAAAGCCAAGUAUCGAGCUCUUUCUUUGGAAUGGCAUCCUGACAAAGCCAAGGAUCCAGAGGCCAAGCGUAUUGCUCAAGAAAAAUUUGUAGAAAUUCAACAAGCUUAUGAGAUUCUUUCCAGUAUCAAGUCAAAGAGAAGGAGCCGCUCUCGUAAAAGUGAUCCCGAAUGGAGUUAAACAACCAAUUGGGACCACUGGGAUACUUGGAAAAAUAACUUUCAUUUUUGUACCAGUAUUUACACAACGAGUGUACUUUAACCACAUUUCUUGUGAAACUCAUGAUGGAUACUUUUUAUCCUCUUUCUUUACAGUAUUGGUAGGAGUUGUAGUGCACUGUUUGUGGGUCGAUAUUCUUAAGAGCUUGUUUUUGUCGCUCCUUUUUAUAACUAUGUAGCUGGUAGCACAAUCAAUUCUUGUUUAGUCAUACUCAAUACUUCUUAAUCAUUCUUUUAUAAAGUAAAAAACAUGUUAUUUUUGUACUGUUGUCAGGAAAUAUGUACUGUGAUAUGUUCUUAAUAUUAAAUUAUUAUCACAUUUUCUUUUUAAAUGAUAUUUGAUUACGACUUUUAAAAAAUUAUGUGAUAGACGUCUUUACCAAGGAAUUUUGAAAUAAGUUGGUAUUAUGUCACUCAAUUAUGGCCAAGUGCUUAAUUUUCACAUUAAAUUAAGUUGAUUGUUGCCUUAGUUUAUUAUUUAUAUAUUUAUUCUUUGUGUUGAAUCACAAAAUUGAAAUCGAAGUAUUUGAAAUGUUAGCUAUUAAUCCAUUGUUUGGAUGCUGGAAUGAAGUACUGUUUAGUCUUUUAGAUUAUUCCAGUUUCUAUAUACUCACUGACUUACUAAGCGUGACAAAAAUCUGUUUUAGAUGUGACUUGUUAUAUUUUGUACUGUUUCAUUUUUGGGUUUAUAGUAGAUGUGCCAAAUGUAGAAUGAUGAUUGACUCUUGUUACAAUCUGCUGCUUCCAUGUUUUUACUGCCAAUGAUGGGCAACGUUACUAGCUUUCUUCCAUUCCAACUAAUUCAUUCUAUUCUAUGUAGAUUUUUACAGUGUUAAAUGUUUGUGUUAUUAUUGGAAAGUUUUUUUUAAACAGCUUUAGUUUGACAUAAGGGGAACACAACAUGGAUACUUUGUGUAAACAUUUUUUCAAUGAUCUUCCAUUCAAAAUGUUCUACAUUGCAGUACAUUGCAGUAGUACUUGUGUCUGAAUUGUGCUCUGUAUGAAAAAUGGUUCACCCUGAUAAAAAUUGUGCUAAUAAAUGAUUGUUAUUAUGGUAACAA